Molecule: messenger RNA, 2120 nt
Organism: Oryzias melastigma (Indian medaka)
Lineage: Eukaryota; Metazoa; Chordata; Actinopteri; Beloniformes; Adrianichthyidae
Gene: pus10
Product: pseudouridine synthase 10
Exons: 19
Coding region: 241-1848 (535 amino acids)
Biological process (GO): tRNA pseudouridine synthesis
Molecular function (GO): pseudouridine synthase activity; RNA binding
Source: RefSeq, a predicted model, not a curated record
UGCCUUGAUUCUGGUUCGGAUGGACUCGGAUUGUGGUGUAAUCGCCGGGUCACACACAGAACAUUCCAGAGCCAGGGGCUGCUGCAGACGGAAGAAGGACCCGGCUGUCAAACCGCUUGGCGCUCAGAGAUGACGUAAUCGAGACUUAUUUGGAUGAACAUGCUGAGGAGAAGCUGAGCUCAAAAGGCUUCCUUUUUGUAUUUGUUUGCUGGAUAAUCUUCUCCAUAUCAGCCUGCAGUCAUGCUGCCGCUGAAGGAAAAGGACAAACCCAUCAUCCAGAAGCUGCUGGCGGCGGGAUGCUGCGCUCGCUGCAUCCUGCGGUUCUGCUGCGUCAAUCUUCCGUCUGCUUACCGACAGCCGCUACAGGUGACACUCACAGAAAUUCAGGAUUUCAUUUUGGGAGCAGAAGAUGAAAAGGUUCAGGAUCCUGCCACUGCUGUGUCCACUGAGGAAAACAAUUCCCAGAAUGCAGCAGAAGACCCGCCCAGUAAAAGAGUUAAACUAGAUCCUGCUGAUCCGUCAGACGGUUCUGCUGCAGCUGCAGUGAUCAGGUCAAAUCCUGGGGAAUCACAGGUUUGCGUGGCGUGUUUGGGAAUCCUGCAGGAAUUGUGCGGCACACAGCAGGCCGUUAAGAUUGCAGAGACGGUGAAGGCGCAGAACUACGAGUUCGACUCCCUGGUGCUGUCCAUCUCUCUGCCGGCUCAGCUCUGCGUCCGUGAGCAUUCCUGUUGGCUCCACGUGAAGAAGGAAGUGAGAGAAAAGGGUUUGGCGCUCGACAAAGAUGAUGUCAUCCAGGUGAAGGAGGCCUUCAAGUGGAUCAUGCAAAGUCUGGUGGCGAAGGAGUUGGGUGGGGGUGUUGCUGUUGUUAGCAAAAGUGGGUUUGAAGUCGGCGUGGAGUUCACUCAUCCAGAAACAGACUCUGACUGUCACUUCCUAGCUAAAGUCUGUCCGGACUGCUUCAAACCCACCAAAAACAAGCAGUCGGUGUUCACCCGCAUGGCUGUAGUCAAAGCUCUGGAAAAGAUAUCCGAUGACAAGUUCCUAAAGCAGUACCCGUGUCCGCCGGCCCGUCCCGCCAGCAGCUGCGUCCCUCAGGACGUCCAGUGUCUCCACGUGUCCGUCUUCAUAGCAGGGAGGUACAACAAGUUCUGCCGCAGUCUGCCCCAGACUCCCUGGUUGAUUGAUGGAGAGAGGAGGAUGGAGUCCUCGGUGGAGGAGCUGAUCGCAGCGCCCGUCCUGACGGCCUUCAGAGCUGACGGAUUUAAUUUCUCCUCGUCUGGGAGAGAAGACGUGGACGUCCGAACUCUGGGAAACGGACGACCAUUUGCGAUGGAGCUGCAGAAUCCACACAAGUCCAGAUUGAGCAAACUGCAGAUGAAAGAGCUACAGGAGACCAUAAAUAAAUCUUCGGAUAAGAUCAGAGUUCGAGACCUGCAGAUCGUUACCAGGGAGGCCAUGGGUCGGAUGAAGGAGGGAGAGGAGGAGAAAACCAAGUCGUACACGGCGCUUGUUUGGACCCUGAAGCCCAUCCAGAAAGAAGACAUUAGCUUCAUCGAUGACAUCAAGGAUCUGACUCUGGAUCAGAAGACUCCUCUGAGGGUUUUGCACCGGCGGGCGCUGGCGGUGCGACAGCGAGUCAUCCACACCAUGAACGCCCGCUACGUGGACGCUCACCACUUUUACCUGGCUCUGAAAACGCAGGCCGGGACCUACAUCAAAGAGUUUGUGCACGGAGACUUUGGUCGCACUAAGCCCAACCUGUGUGAGCUGCUGAAGACCGACACGGACAUCCUGGAGCUGGACGUGGAGUCUGUGGAUGUAGACUGGCCUCCCGCCAUUCCAGAGUGACUAUGGAUGUUGUCCAUCGGGGAAAACUGGGAAACGUUCUCUUCAGGGAGGCGGUGUGACAGCUCUCUGGAGGGGAGGAGCUUAAAAAAAGCACUCAAACGACCAUAUUGGUUCACGUUAGCCUUUUUGUUCUUCAGUUUGGACCACAACUUAGGUUUAGCAGCACUUCAGUGUCCUUGUUCUGUUUUAACUUUUUUUUCUCUGUAACAGCAUCUGGAUGAAGAGAUGAUUUUGUUUUCAAAUAAAAGAGAUUGUAGCAAAGAAAUCUGUCA